This is a messenger RNA of Candida dubliniensis CD36, 1212 nucleotides long. RefSeq lists its product as uncharacterized. Gene Ontology annotation, cellular component: nucleus; cytosol. Gene Ontology annotation, molecular function: mRNA 5'-diphosphatase activity. Bases 1 to 1212 code for a protein of 403 amino acids. The record is from RefSeq and is a predicted model, not a curated record. The transcript has a single exon. Gene Ontology annotation, biological process: NAD-cap decapping; nuclear-transcribed mRNA catabolic process. Lineage: Eukaryota; Fungi; Ascomycota; Pichiomycetes; Serinales; Debaryomycetaceae.
AUGGAUAGGAUACCUCUUUCAGUAUUUGAAAAGCUCAAUAAUCAAGACUUGUGUCUGGAUGUUCCAGAAGACAGGUUUGUCUCUAAAUGCCUACGAUCUCAAGAGACUUUUUCAACUCCAUGCAAAGAGUGGACAUAUUUUACCAAGGGGAACAACAUCCUUGAGUUUCACGAUACAACUGGAUUGAAUAAAGUUUUAAUAUCAUUUACACAACCGGCAAAGAAAAGGAAACAAAAGAAACCAAAUGGUUCUAGGAAUCAACCAAAGAUAAUCGGCUCUGAUCUUACUGAAGGGUUUAGUGAAUUCAAACCAGAAAGUUUAAAGGACGUAUAUCUGUUUGAUGAUAUUUUAAGGUCAAUACAAUACUUGAUUCACAACAAGAAGUUCAAUCUAGACGAUUUGAAAAUUGUUACUAUCAGAAGACACUUGCAGAAACUAAUGACCAUACCUAUUUACAAACAAGAGGUCCAAUUCAAUGUGAUAUAUUGGAAGGGAAUGAUAUUUUUUGCAUAUGACUGGAAAUCAGAAAGUACCAACAACAACGAUGAUAAUUCUUCAUCUAAAUACCAUAAGCUUAUGCAAUAUACUGGUUUUAAAUUUGAAAAAGUACUAUCUGAAGGCAUUAAAGAUCUGAACUUUUAUACCGUUGUCCAACAUUGUGUUGAUAAUAUUCCUGUGAUUUAUACAGCUGAAAUUGAUUGUAGUAUUGAUAAAGAGAAAGGAUUGGAAAACUAUGUUGAAUUGAAAACACAUAGCAAAUUACCUGAUGAUAAAAUAAGUACAAUUAACAAAUUGAAUAAAAAAUUAUUAUCGACGUUUAUCCAAACCAAGUUUAUUGAUUGUCAGCAUUCCAUUGUAGGGUUCAGAUCAACCGACUUGAAAAUAGCAUCAAUUAAAAAAUAUACACAAAGAGAACUUGCAAGUGUGAUCAAUUCAUUCCCAGUAUUUUUAACUGACAAAUGUUCCAUUAAUACAAAGCUGAUUUUCCAGUGGUAUAAUCUAGUAAUUAAUUGGAUCGUACUGAAAGAAAUCACAGAUCCCAACACUCCACAAAUAUUUCGUUUAUCUUUCAAAAGAGCUCAAGAGUUAAUAAAUUCAUAUUUGAUUAUGGAAAAGAUACAAGAUGAUACGAUAUUUAAUGAUUUAAUUCCUAAAUGGUUCCAGUCGUUUAUUAUAAAUACUUCUAAUAAUCCUCUCUAUGUACAUGAUUAA